UCAACCUUACAUUCCAUUCGGUACCGGUAUUGGAGUUAUUGUAUUUUACGUAUAAGUACCUUGCAACAGUGGAAUAUCCUACGAACGUGAACUACGGAUAAUUAUAAAUAGUUUCAUUGUGUCGUUUGCAGUUGAAUAUUAUUUUACAGUAUUGUGCGUUUUUACGUCAAAUAAGAUAACACUACUAUCAAGGCAUCAUUGCAUUUUAACUGUAACGAAACUCCAGAUAUUAUUAUUAUGUCAUUACCUUCUUCAUCAAGUGGCGAUUUGAGUCAAUCAUCAACAAAGUACCAUUCAAAUGAACAUCAAGAGACAAUUGACACCGAGAACCAUGAAAACCACAAUAGUUCCAACGAUGGUAGAGAUGGAUUGCAGUCGUUGGACAUAUGGCGCACGUGCCCGGUGGCAUUGAUCCGAUCAGAUCCGGUAAUGCGCACGAUUUAUGAUAGGGGUUUCAUAUCCGGAUUUUAUAGACACAACUCGAAGCAGUCUGUAGUAGUGUCAGUGAUCACACCACCGACAAAAUCAACGGAAACGUCGGAAACUGCGUCAGAGAUAAUAUCUGCGGGCGCCGAAUUUGAGUCACCGUCAGAAGCGGCAGUAGUGACCAACUUAUCAGCAGUCGAUUUGGCGGUCGGGUCGGCGUUUGAUAACGCUAUUGAGUCGGCCUUGGACAGCGCAGUACAGGCCGCAGAAACCUCGAUGCGAGUUGCCCUCAUGGUCCGAACUAAGCCUUACUAGUUACUACAAUAGUUCAGUAACAGAUAACCGAAACAUAUAGAAGGUCCUAACAUGAGUUUAUACCUCGUAUAUAAUUAUUAUAUACAUAAUCCAUAAAUAAUUAUUUUGAGUUGUACCGUAACUUCGAUUAAAUUAUAUUAUACUAAAAAA
Messenger RNA from Rhopalosiphum padi (bird cherry-oat aphid), 891 nucleotides. RefSeq lists its product as uncharacterized. The coding region runs from base 238 to 741 and encodes 167 amino acids. The record is from RefSeq and is a predicted model, not a curated record. NCBI's taxonomy places the organism in Eukaryota, Metazoa, Arthropoda, Insecta, Hemiptera, Aphididae. The transcript is spliced from 2 exons.